ACAGGCAUCUCAACAAAAAGUGCAAAGGAAUCACCAGCUCAACUUAGUCAAAACGGCAUUCCUAUAAAUAUGCUUAUUUUCUAAUGGAUCGAUUCAAUUCAAUUCAACUGCAUCUUCUUUAGCCUCAAAGGAUUCAAGCCGGUCAUGUCUUUCUCAUGUGUGAAGAGAUUUUUCAAGCGGUUUUGGGUUGUUGACGAAUUCCAUACCGGAACUUUUCCGUAUGGCAACUUUCUGUCUGCUGAUAUCUUGCCUUCUCUUGGAGCAAGAAUUAACCCGGAAACAAGGUUAAGAAGACACAUAAUCUCUCCUUUCAAUCCAAAGCAUAGGGCUUGGGAGAUGUGGUUGAUACUUCUGGUGAUUUAUUCUGCAUGGAUAUGCCCCUUUCAUUUUGCUUUUCUACCUGAUAAGCAUCCGACGCUGCUAAUCAUCGAUAACAUUAUCAAUGCUUUCUUCGCAAUCGAUAUAGUGUUGACAUUCUUUGUUGCUUAUGUUGAUGAUCAUUCUUACGUUCUUAUUGAUGAGCCUAAGAAAAUUGCAGUCAGGUACCUAUGUACUUGGUUUAUCUUUGAUGUUUCUUCGACGGCGCCUUUGCAAUCUAUUAUCUCCUUGUUCACUAAACAUAGCGGCGCGAUUGGGUUCAAACUUCUUAAUAUGCUUCGGUUAUGGCGUCUGAGACGAGUCAGUUCUCUCUUUGCAAGGCUAGAGAAAGAUAUUCGCUUCAAUUACUUUUGGACUAGGUGUAUAAAGCUCAUUGCUGUGACAUUGUUUGCAAUACACUUUGCUGGAUGCUUUAUCUAUUUCAUUGCAGACAGGCACACUGAUUCAAGUGAUACAUGGAUUGGUUCUGUGUAUCCAAAAUUCAAAGAAACAUCUAUUUGGGAUAGAUAUGUGACAUCAAUUUAUUGGGCUAUUGUCACACUCACUACAACUGGGUAUGGCGAUUUGCAUCCUGUCAAUCCUAAAGAAAUGAUUUUUGAUAUUUUCUUCAUGCUGUUCAACUUGGGAUUAGAUGCUUAUAUCAUUGGAAAUAUUACAAAUCUUGUUGUUCAAUGGACAAGCCAUACCAGAACUUUUAGAGAUACAGUGAGAGCAGCUUCUGAAUUUGUAACAAGAAAUCAUCUGCCUCAUGAUACACAAGAUCAAAUACUAUCACACUUAUCUUUGAAGUUCAAGACAGAUGGGUUAAAGCAACAAGAAACAAUAAAGGGCAUGCCAAAAGCAAUUCGCGCCGCCAUUUCACACCAGCUGUUUUAUCCAGUUGCGCAGAAAUCCUAUCUCUUCCAACAAGUUUCACAUGACUUUCUUUUUCAACUGGUUACAGAUAUGGAAGCUGAGUAUUUUCCACCAAAAGAAUAUGUUAUACUGCAGAAUGAAUCUCCAACAGAUCUUUACAUGCUGGUUUCAGGGGCAGUGGAGCUCAUUCACACAGUUGACAGUUAUGAUCAAGUUUCGAAGAUGGAAAAUGCAGGAGAUACAUUUGGAGAGAUUGGAGUUCUAUACAACAGACCACAGCCUUUCAGUGUUAGGACGAGGGAGCUUUCGCAAAUAUUGAAACUUAGCCGAACUUCGUUGAUGAAUGUCAUACAUGCAAAUCCAGAAGCAGCACCAGUUAUAAUGACAAAUCUUUUUAUGAUGCUAAAAGCUGAAAAAGAUUUUAAAUAUCCACAUAUAAGCCCUAGAUUGGCACUUCAUGAGAUGCUUCAUGGGAACAACAUAAGUGGAAAUCCAUGUUUUGCAUGUACAAAUGUUUCGCCCGGGGAAGCUAUGUUAUAUGACAUGAUGCCAAACAUGUUGGAUGAAAAUCAGCAAGAAAAAGAAGCAAAUGAAAAGAGACUAAAUCGCGUUAGAUGGAAACAGAAAUCUCAAGACGACGAGCAACAAAACACGACUCCUCCUCAUGAGUAUGGAACAAGUAAUCAUUCAAUCAAUAAGAGAGUUACCAUCCACUUUCUUGGCCAAGACGGAACGGCCUUGCCACCACAAGGUGGAAAACUGAUAACUCUACCUGAUUCAAUAGAAGAGCUUCUCGAGAUUGCAGGAAAAAAGUUUGGAAUGCCAAAGCCAAACAUAAUCAAAAGUGCAGAAGAUGCGGAGAUCGAUGAUUUAUGUGUCAUUCGAGACAAUGAUCAUCUGUUUUUUCUUUGCCACGACAAAGAAGUUUUGAGCUAAUAGUUUAGAUAUAAAAUUACUAGAAUGUAGUAAUAACAAUAUUCAGGUGCACAGAACAAAGAUUAUAUAAAUUUCAUUGGUGAUGGUGUAACCGUGUAAUACCUUUUUGUAUACAACAAUUAUGAAAAUUUAUAUUCAUCUAUUUUACUUUU
Molecule: messenger RNA, 2321 nt
Organism: Vicia villosa (hairy vetch)
Lineage: Eukaryota; Viridiplantae; Streptophyta; Magnoliopsida; Fabales; Fabaceae
Product: potassium channel KAT1-like
Exons: 9
Coding region: 145-2169 (674 amino acids)
Biological process (GO): transmembrane transport; potassium ion transport
Cellular component (GO): membrane
Molecular function (GO): voltage-gated potassium channel activity
Source: RefSeq, a predicted model, not a curated record